Boeremia exigua is the source of this 1637-nucleotide messenger RNA. RefSeq names its product tRNA-guanine(15) transglycosylase-like protein. The record is from RefSeq and is a predicted model, not a curated record. The coding region runs from base 15 to 1544 and encodes 509 amino acids. The transcript has 2 exons. Gene Ontology annotation, molecular function: tRNA-guanosine(34) queuine transglycosylase activity. Lineage: Eukaryota; Fungi; Ascomycota; Dothideomycetes; Pleosporales; Didymellaceae.
GUGUGAUCUUUGCUAUGGAAUUGCUCUCUUCUCUGUUGCCCACAUCGACUCCGGCGCCAAAGCUCGAUCAGCUGCCGCCUGAGAUGCUCGAAUUCACGCUCCUCAAAACAACAGGCGCGCUUGCGCCUCGCCUCGGCCGCCUGUCCCUCCCCAAGCGCAAGAGCAUCUCGACGCCCGGCUUCAUUGGAAACACUUCGCGCGGCGUCAUUCCACAUAUAUCACAGGACAACUUCUCGAAAAGCUUGGGCCUCAAUGGUGUCUACGUCGCGCUGGAGGACUUCAUUGAGAAGUUCCCACAAAAGACACCGCCGGUCCUUCAGUACGAUGUCCCUGAGCCGCUGCGCAAAUUCAUCGCCCUUCCACAAGACACCCUUCUGGUCCUCGGCCCACGCCGCAACCCACCUAUACCGUCCCCGAUACAUAGUACGAACAAAGAGCUGGGGGUGUUGACGUCUGUGGGCUUCAAGGCCUUGAGCUCACAGUACUAUGCUGCUGCUGCGCGAAAGUUGCAGCCCGAUAUUGUGGUUGGGCUGGCCGACAUCCCGUUUGGAAAGGAAACGGUGGGGAUAAAGAGGAAGGACAAGAUGAGCGAUAGGACAGAGGUGUGGACACGCGACCUCAUUGCAAAGAAAGCUACGCUAGACAAGGAAGAACCAAGCUGGGGUAUCUUUGCGCCGAUUCUGCCCAUAGACCGUGAUCUACAGAGCUGGUACCUGGAGCACCUGGUUGAGGAUAUGGCCGACAAGAUCGCCGGUGUGGCCAUCUACGACGCCUAUCUGCUAGACGAUCUGUCUGAGGAGCUGCACCACUUGCCGCGACUAUCUUUCCACGCUCCGGCCAGCCCACACGAGAUCCUCCGCCAGGUUGGUCUGGGCAUGGACAUCUUCACCAUUCCUUUCCUGGCAGACGCAACCGAUGCCGGCAUCGCCCUCGAUUUCACCUUUCCUGCCCCACCCAAGGACACAACUACCAGCUCGCGACAAGAUCUAGGAUUAGACAUGUGGUCUGAUACUCAUGCAACAUCUGUUACACCCUUGAGCGAAGGGUGUAAGUGUUAUGCAUGCACAACGCACCACCGCGCCUACCUCCAGCACCUGCUCGCCGCGAAGGAGAUGCUCGGCUGGGUACUGAUACAGAUUCACAACCAUGCGAUUCUGUCUGCCUUCUUCUCUGGCAUUCGGGCAUCCAUCGAAGCGGACACGUUCGAAGCAGACGUCGCUGCUUUCGAGAGGUACUACGAAUCGAUGCUGCCAGAAAAGACAGGGCAAGGACCAAGAGUCAGAGGCUACCAGUUCAAAGCUGAGGAGCACGCGAAGCCUGAAAAGAAAAACCAACGGGUGUUCACAAAGUACGAUGACGAAAAGAUCGCGGAAUUGAGACUGGCCGCAGCGCAUGGGCAGCAGCCUGGGAAGAAGCCGGAGAUGAGAGAUGUCAUUGACGAUGAAGCUUUGGUUGGUCUUAUGGGAUUAGGCGAUGUAGACGUUGAUGGCGCGCGGCAGGUGGAGUCACUGAAGCUGCAAGACGAUGUUGAGAAGAAGAGUUGAUUAUAGACUAGAUACCCUUAGAGAAAUGAGGACGCACGAUACGAUCUAAUCGCUUCAGCAAUACAUACGUAGUUCAAAUCUGCGCCAGGCGAC